Molecule: messenger RNA, 5758 nt
Organism: Zophobas morio
Lineage: Eukaryota; Metazoa; Arthropoda; Insecta; Coleoptera; Tenebrionidae
Gene: east
Product: enhanced adult sensory threshold
Exons: 7
Coding region: 355-5025 (1556 amino acids)
Cellular component (GO): nucleus
Source: RefSeq, a predicted model, not a curated record
UCCCUAUCGUCGUGACAAGCUAAAGUAAUUCUAAUAGUUCCGACAUACCGCCGUUAAUAACGAAGUUUUCCGCCGUGUUACGCAACGAAAUCGAGCCAUUUUUUCGAACAUUUCCGCGGAUUCAGACGCGCUGUGGCCGAAACUGGUGGAAAUCGGCGGAAAAUCGGCCGGAUUUUCCUCGUUUUUGCAAUAAAUUCACUAAAAUCCGUCAUCGCCGUUACAAGCAUGUGUAUCGUUUAGCGCUCGGCCGUCUUCGGCCGCCUUCGCGCCGUACGUGCUUUUGGUGGAAUAGCGACGACGCAUAUCGCAUAGGUGGCGUUGUGAGACACAUUCAGGGAAGAAUUUUGUGAUGACAUGGCAACUCGGGACAAGAAGCUUUCUGUUUCAAGAAAGCAAAACACAUCUUCCCCUGUACCACCUAAAGAAGAUUUAACAAACACUGAAAUAAGUUCAAAUAAUGAAACGUCGGAGGAAAAUCAGCCGGUUAAAAAUGCCGCGGCGAAAAUGUCACCGAGUAAAGCACCUUCAUUAGCAAAGAAAUUAGCAAAUAAAAACCCCCCAAAGAAGUUAGCAAAGAAAGCUAUUAGAAUAAAACUGAAACCCACCAUCAAGAAGAACGUGAAGAUCAAACAAAAAAUAAUUAAAGCAAUGUUGAGUAAUCCUAAAAGUUCGGAAACCAAAAAGAAGUUGCUCAAAACGUGUGUUAAGCAAAUAAAACCAAAAAAGACGAAAUUGUUAAAGAACGAUAAGAUGGAGGAAAAUUUGCCUCCGGUUUUGGAACCAAUUCUACCGAUCGAAGAGGAAUUAGAAAACAAGCAGUCAAAGAAAAAAGGUGCAAAACCUCCUCGCAUCGAUAACUAUUCGAAGAAAACUAACACCUCGGAUACCGAGAAUUUGGUUAUCGAUCCAGCGAAAACUAAGCGAGUUUACAAGAGGAAACCAAAAGCGGAAAAUACGUCUACGGAAAGUAUUGAAGACGUUAUAAGUGAUCUGACUUCGCUUAUUAAAGCUGGCGAUGUUAAAGAGGAGUCCGAUGUUACGUCGGAAUGCAGUAAAAGCGAUUCGGUAAAGCCGAAGAAAGUACUGAAGAAGAAGAAGAAAGAGAAUAUAGAGAAUACGUUAAGCGAGUUGAGUCCAUCGGAUCGUAAGGUUAUCGACAUGUUGGAUUUAAAUGUUAGCAAAUUCAAGGAUUUACCUAUCGCGAAAAGGCGGCACAGUAUUGAAAAAUUUCCGGUGGGUGCUGUGGAUGCGGAUGGACAAAGUCUUGGCAGAUUAUCAGUAUUGAAUAAUUUACCGAGAUGUAUUAGUCCUCGUACGAAAAGUGUUCCCAAACUUCGACAGACCCCAGACGGAGUCAAUCGUCGCCUUAAUCCAUACAAGACUCGAUCGGACUCGCCAGCAAGGAUAUUACGAAACGGCAAACAAAGAAAACUUAAGGAUCUAGGACUGCUAGAAGGUCUAGUAGAAACAGCAUACAAGAGACGCAAAAGGAACUGCUCCGAAUUUAGUGGCAGCGAAGUGUCCGUUUCGAAACUUUCAGGCUAUGAGUCCGAUAGUAGUUUCUCAGACUUAUCAUCCAUUCAUGGUGCUGAAAAUACCGAACAUAAAGAUGUAGAAAAUAUCAAACCGGAAAAAAAAGAUAGCUUCGACGGUAAUGAAGAAUUUUCGGAUAGUGUUCAAAUCACAAAGAAAAGACGAACCUUGUCGAACGAAGCAGAAAGCAAUAGUCAAAAUAUGGCAAACUUUACCGAUACCAACUCGAAUUUGUGUUUGAAUAAUAAGGAAAACACCCCCAUCAAAUGCGAGGACGAGGUGAUUGAAGCUACCACGGUUAGUCCGAGUUCUAAAGUUCCUGAUAAAUCGAUUAUUCUUGAUAUAAUGAAACAAGCAUUUAACGAUACUUUUGACGAAAAAGAAGAUAAAGAAAGGAAAUUGACGAAGCAGAAAAAUGUGAAACAAAAGUUAGACACUGUUAGCACUGAAAGUUUUUAUAAUAAAACAGCGGAUGUAAAAGACGAGGAAGAAACGCCGUGCAAAAGUGUAGUAGAUACAAAUGAAGUUCAAGAAGUCACGGAUUUGACCGAAGAAGUAUGUAAUAAUUCUCAAAACACGGAAUCUGAAAAAAUUGUGACCGAAAGCGCCGAGGCUGCAGAAGAAACAAGUGCACAAAAUUCAAAGGACACUCACGAAAACGGAGUGAACGGAACUACGGAAGAAUUCGAACCGGUUGUGCAAAAUGGCGAAUCGCACAAACCAAAACAAGCGAUUGAAGAAACUCCGGAGAAUUUGGCUAUUAAGGAGAAUAUUCUGCAGGCGUUGGGGUUGCAAAGUUUAAAGGCAGCUAAGGAAGCUCGACUUAAAAGUAAAGAGAAGUCUGAACAAAAGUGUGAUUAUUACCAAGGUUCCCUUAAAGCUGUUAUUAAAAUUAAUCGUAAUGAUAAGAAAAAAGGAAAGAAUACCAUGAAAAUGACUUUGCAAAAGAACAAGAACAAAAUUAUGGAUUCCGAUAACCGUGGGAUGGACGAUGCGUUGAAAGCAGCAAAGGACGGACCUUCUACAAGUUGGAAACACAGUGGUCAGUCGUCAGAUACGGCUGGUGCGCACAGAAAAUCACAUUAUUCUAACCGCUCUAACAUGGAUGGAAGCAGUGAGCAUACAUCCGAUGGAGAAACCGUCGGUCAAGAAGGGUCGACUAAAGCUUUGGUCAUACCAGAAAAAGCUAGCUCCUUCAGUAUACAUCCUGGAAGGAUUUGUAAAGACGAAUGUUCGUAUUGUUUUGGAAAGUUCGGUCUUUUCGACACACCUUGUCAUAUCGCACAAAUGAAGAGUGUCGAUAGACAGAAUAAAAUUUUGUCCGCUGAAAAACAUUUGACCAGAGAUUCGUGUCUUUGUGAUGCUUGCUAUCGUCAUGUUGAUCGCAAAGCUAAUACGCCUUCAUACGUUAAUAAAUCAUACAAAAGAAGUGCUACUGUAGCACCGGGUCCAAGGCAAGACCACUGCCACGUUUUAGGAUGUCAUAAAAUGGCCAUAAACAUUUUGCGACGGAAAUGGAUUAUUAAAAUGAGGAGAAGCAUAUGCGAAGUGAUAAACAUAGAUUUAGAUAAUCCAGGUCUUCAUUCAAUUCCCAUUUGUGAUGAACACUAUUCGGCACUUGAAUACCUUAUGGUGUGUGCAAUGUGUAAGAGAAGGUUAGCAAAGAAUCACAUCCACUAUUUGGGACCUGAAACUGUAGAUUUGAAUUCCGCAUUGUCAGCUGAAGGAGUACCCUUGUCGUUGACUGACAAACCAGUCGUGUGUAAAUUGUGUAAAUAUUUUGCAGCGAUCAUUCUUAAGCCUUUGGAAGAUCGUCCUGAAAAUAGUUCGACGUUUUUCAGAGAAUAUAAGAAAAGAUUGCUGCAUUUCAACGAUAUCGUACCAAUGGACGAAGCAGCCGCCGAAGAACCGAUAAUUAUUCCUGCAAAAGAUAACAAAAUCGAAAAGGAACAAGUGCGGAAGAAGCGGAAACUGUCGAAAACCCAACCCGGAGAUGGUGGUUCUGAUUCUCAGGUAGAAAUAGACAAAUCUGACCAAAGUCGUGUGCCUUCAACUGAUUCCACUAACCAAUCUCGUCCCGAGUCUCCUUCCGAUUAUAUGGUGGAUUACAAUACCUUAAUUCCGUCUAUUGCUAUGGAGUGUGGUAGCGACAGCGAGUCAAAGAAAGAAAACUCGACCAAACCCGUACAAGCCAAGAAGCUUCCGCGCCCAGAAACCGUGAAACAAGCCGUAGAAAUAUCAAAGAACAUGAAACUAAAAAGUGACAAAAGUAGUGAUAUAGCUGUGCAAAGACUGGGUUCGAAUCCUUCCAUAUCGGUUAGACAACUGUUUCCUUGCGAAGAAGAUCUUCCACUCCAAGGUCAUAUCGAAUUCGGAAAUGUAAAAGAGCGCACUCCCGAGGGAUGGGAAAAGUGCACUUCCAUCAUACAGUAUGACAUGGAAACCAAACAUUUAUGGCAGGAGUUGCAAAAGCCAUAUGGAAACCAAAGUAGCUUUUUAAGGCAUUUAAUUUUAUUAGAAAAGUAUUUCAGAAAUGGCGACCUAGUUCUAGCUCCAAACGCUAGUCACCAUUCUAUUAAUUAUAGUGAAUCGGUGCAUAAUAGACUGAGGGCGUAUGAUAACAUACCAUCCAAUGCGGGUAAUGUGCAACCACUGAGUAUGUUACCAUUCAACAAAGCCCAGAGUUCUCAGAAGAGUAACGGCGCGGUUACGACUAGUACAAACGCGAAUCCUAGUGUGGUUAAUAAGGAAACACAUCCCGCGGUAUCGGCGACGGUUAACGCCGCCAACGUACCCAAGAGCACCCCCAUCACAAUUUCGCAAUUGAACAGCCCACCGCUGAUACCUCCUCCUGCCUCCACUGUAGCAAAACCCAAACCCGUCGGAGCCCCUCCAGGAUUAAUAUCCCUCCAUCCCGGCACGAACAGACCAGUGGCCCCUCUAGUCAAAGUUCCACAGUCCCAAAAAAUUAAAUUCCCGAUCACCAAAAACUGGAGACCUAAUCUGAUUCCCAUUGAUCCGAGCAAAAAGAAUCCUGAACGAAAAGCGGGUCUGGUUCAGGUGAUCUCCGGCGGUAAACCGUACCAUAUCACUCUAGAGGACUAUAAGAAGAUGUGUGCUAUUAAAAAGAGCUUCGAGUUGAAGCAGAAGAGACUGCAAGAAGCGUCGAACGCCGGGAAACCUGUGAAAGUGUCGUAUAACUCAGUGUUAAAGUCGAUGGCGCCCAGGAAGGGUUUAGUGAUCUCUAAAACGACGACUGCUACGAGUCCGAAGAACGAAGCGAGUGAAUCUGAAAAUAUUUUGGAUAAACUAGACAAGCAAGUCGAAAAGUUAGAAUCUAGACUCAGUGAGAAUAAACCGCCCCUAACUUUACCUAAAAUACCUAAAUCGUUGACUGUCAUACCGCAGACGGUUACCCGAAAACCUUCGCGGCCUUCCAGUCCUGUUUUGUUGAUUACUCCAAAACCAAAACAAAUUACAAACAAGUCAUGAUUAAUUCUGACGAUGUUUCAAAGUGCCUCUGAAAUUUGUCUUAUAUCUUUCAUUGUAUACAAUUAUAUAGAGAUUAGUAUAUAUCUACAGUUUUUGUUUUCCUUUUAUUUUAUGAAAAUUGUUGGCAAAAUUUUGUAUUUUGCUUUUAAUUAUUGUUAUAAGAUUGACACAACUUAGAGGAUAUUUUUUUAAUGAAGAACUUUGUAAAUACAUACAUACUUUAGGAUAAUAAAACACUCUCAGAUCUUUUUGUAAACUUAUCAUUGACGUAUGUGUUCAAUUGUUAUUAUACACGAGUUAUUUGUCAUUUAAAAUUACAGCAAUAAUUGCCAUUAUCAACUUCUCGUCUCAGAGUACUUAGAACAAAAGUAUUAAUUACGAUUUUCCCUAUUUACAUUCUGACCUCUGUUUGUAUAAAGUUUUUGUCCAAAUGCUCACAAUAAUCUUACUUUUACAUGUUCUACCAUCUAAUUUAUUACUACUUUAGUAUUUUUGUAUAUCCAUCUGUUAGAUUUUUGAACUUGUUUAUUGGAAAUACAAAGAAUCGUAAACUGUGUUUUACAGAAAAUGUAAAAACAGUCAGAUUGUGAAAAUGAAAAGUCUGAAAUAUUGUUAUUUUUCUGAAACUUGUAAAAAGCCCAAAUAUUUGAAGUUACUAGUUAAUUCAUUAAUAUAAUUUUUAUUUAUGUAUAUAAAAAUGGGCGUUAAAUAAUUAAAUAAAUAAUUUAAUUUA